AAAGUCAACCCACAAUUAUCGGGUCAAUGAAGUCAUUAAUUAACUAGUAAUAGAAAACACGAAUUAACAUCUAAUUGUGCGGUACGCCACUCGCCUUCCUUCAUUCAAUUCAACGGUAAAUAAAAACGAAAAAAAAACUAAAAUCCUCAUAAAUUGAAUCAAUCGGCGUACAACCACCGUGAGGCCGCCGGUGAGAGAAGGUAGAUAGAGAGAGAGAGAGAGAGAGAGAGAGAGAGAGAGAGAGAGAGCUUUAUCCACAAGCCCAUCUCUCCAAUUAUAAUUCCCCCCUUUUGUAAUUAUUUGUGCAGUAUUUUUCAUUUCCAAAAUGGCAAAGGCAAAGUACGAGCUUCUGCCGAAUCAAGAGCAACAAGGAUCUGAGACCAAGCAUGAAACGAAAUCUUCCACCACCGCCACAGCCACCGCCAAGGACGUCGGAGCUCCGCCUUCGGCGGUGCCGAUAGGAUGGACGGCUGAUGGGGUGCCGGUGUGUGGUGAUCCAAUGAUGCAGAGGUCCCAAUGGCAAUCCGGCAUCUUCUCUUGCCUUGGAAAGAACGAUGAGUUCUACAGCAGUGAUCUUGAAGUUUGUUUACUAGGUAGUAUGGCUCCAUGUGUGCUCCAUGGAAGUAAUGUAGAGAGGCUCGGAUCCGCACCUGGUACAUUUGCUAAUCACUGUUUGCCAUACACCGGUCUUUACUUACUCGGUAAUUGUUUUUUCGGCUGGAAUUGCCUCGCCCCCUGGUUCUCUUAUCCCAAUCGUACAUCCAUUCGUCACAAGUUUAAUUUAGAGGGAAGUUGUGAGGCAGUUACAAGAUGCUGUGGGGGAAGUCUUUUGAUGGAUGAGGAUCAACGAGAGCAGUGUGAAUCGGCCUGUGAUUUUGUGACACAUGUAUUCUGCCAUGCAUGCGCCCUUUGCCAAGAAGCCCGCGAGGUUCGUCGUCGGCUUCCUCAUCCUGCGCUCGCUACAUCCCAGCCCGUUUUGGUCAUGUUUCCACCUGGCGGUCAGACCAUGGCCAAACAGUAGUGCUGUGAUGUAUUCUUAUCUUAUCACAUGUUUAUACAAACCUCUCUGUACUUUUUAAGUAUGCUAUGUUACAAUGUUUCCACCGACUUUUUCACAAAUGUAAGAAACGCAUUUUUAGUUUUU
Molecule: messenger RNA, 1144 nt
Organism: Erythranthe guttata (spotted monkey flower)
Lineage: Eukaryota; Viridiplantae; Streptophyta; Magnoliopsida; Lamiales; Phrymaceae
Product: cell number regulator 8
Source: RefSeq, a predicted model, not a curated record